This is a messenger RNA of Candidula unifasciata, 162 nucleotides long. NCBI's taxonomy places the organism in Eukaryota, Metazoa, Mollusca, Gastropoda, Stylommatophora, Geomitridae. The record is from the annotation of a GenBank genome assembly.
GAAGACAUUCAAAAACAAAUUGACCUGGCCAAGUCAAUGGGAAUGAACUCUAUACCUAUUGAUGUUAUAGAAUCCCGGAUUGCAGAACUGACAGGACCUGAUGCUUCUGAUGGAAAAAAAUCUGGCCGUGAGAAGUCAUCAGAAACAUGCAGUUUACAGUAA